Molecule: messenger RNA, 665 nt
Organism: Eublepharis macularius
Lineage: Eukaryota; Metazoa; Chordata; Lepidosauria; Squamata; Eublepharidae
Gene: TMEM40
Product: transmembrane protein 40
Exons: 10
Coding region: 96-596 (166 amino acids)
Source: RefSeq, a predicted model, not a curated record
CUGUUUCAACAGGUUGUAAUUUUGUUGUGGAUUGGUUUUGACCAGCCUCUGGCAUUACCUGAUACAACACAGCCUGAGCAGCGUAUGAUACAGCAAUGAACAACUCAAAUUCUUCUGUUCCAGUUCAUCCAGCAGAACAUGAAGACGGAAAACGAAAACAAAUUGGAAAAUCAAAAUCUCGAGGCAGUGAAGACGAAAGUUCUGCUGAGGAGUUGGCAACACAGAGUCAAACACAAGAUACAGCCAAAGAAGUUAUUCCAUACAGUGAAUCAGAGGUAAUGGGCAGAGACAGUACAACCACAGAUGUGUCUGAGAAGGAUACUUGCCAUUUGCCUGAGCAUCCAAGGUGGUGGAUACGAAAAGACGAUGAAUUCUUCCAUUUUGUCAUUGUUUGCUUUGCAAUUGGAAUCUUAUUAGUUUGUUACUACAAAUAUCAAGAAUGGACAGUUUCUGUCGGUGUUGGCUUGAUGACCUUUGCAGCCUUGGAGACAACUGGAAUAUAUUUUGGCCUAGUGUAUCGUAUUCGUGCUAUCCUGGAUAGUUUUAUUCCUCUGCUUCAGAGAUUCAAACUACCUGGUUUCAAGAAAACAAACUGAAGAUUUCAAGAGUGCAUAAACGAAUCUCCAGCCUUAAUGUUAACAAGGUGUCAUGAUGUCUAGCAUACA